AUGCAUUCCACCGUCCCAGCAAUCUUGUCCCUGGCCGCUGCGGCUGCCGCCGGGCCCCUCGUCCUCGAAACUCGCCAGCAGAGUGUCGGCCAAAAGCCUAUUCUGGGUUGGAGCGGGUGGAACCAAGGAGGGUGCAAUGCCGCCAGCGCCAGCGUCGCCUUGACGACGGCCCAGAACUUUAUUAGUCGUGGGCUCAAGGACGCCGGCUACACCUACGUCAACAUCGACGACUGCUGGUCCACCAAGCAGCGCGACAGCUCGGGGAACCUGGUCCCGGACCCGGCUAAGUGGCCCAACGGCAUCAAGGCCGUCACCGACCAGAUCCACAGCAUGGGGCUCAAGUUCGGCCUGUACGGCGACAACGGCAUCAAGACCUGCGCCGGGUACCCCGGGAGCCAGGGCAACGAGCAAAAGGACGCCAAGCUCCUCGCCAGCUGGGGCGUCGACUUUUGGAAGUACGACAACUGCUACACCCCCUGCAACCUGACCGGCCCGCCGCAGACGUGCCCCAACAACCAGGCGCCGAACUCGCGCCCGCGGUACGAGACAAUGCGCGACGCCAUCAAGGCGACGGGCCGACCCAUCCUCUACUCCCUGUGCAACUGGGGCUACGAUCAGGUGUGGACUUGGGGCGCGCAGGUCGGCCAGAUGUGGCGGAUGAGCACCGACAACUGGGGUGGGUGGCAGGACGUGGUCAACAUUGCCAACUGGGCGGCGCCGAUUGCCAAGUACUCCAAGCCGUACGGAUUCAACGACCUCGACAUGAUGAUCAUCGGUAACGGCAAGCUCACACCGGCCCAGGAGCGCACUCACUUCGCCAUCUGGGCCAUUGCCAAGUCGCCCAUUAUUCUGGGAACCGACAUCAGCAAGCUGAGCAGUGCGCAGAUCGCACUCGUCACGAACAAGGACCUCUUGGCCGUCAACCAAGACUCCCUCGGUGUUGCGGCGACGACCUUCACCCCCCGCGGCGCCACCAACCCCGGCAGCGGCAACAUGCCCCCGUACUGGGCGGGCGCUCUCUCCGACGGCACCGUCGUCGCGCUCGUCGCCAGCACUGCCGCCGCCACCAUGUCAGUCAACUUCACCGAUGUGCCCGGCCUCGGCUCCGGCACCUUUGCCUGGAAGGAGCUCCUCACAGGAAAGCAGGGAACCGGCACUUCCGUGAGUGCGCAGCUGGAGAAGAACGACGUUGCCGUGUUCAAAGUGACAAAGGUCUGA
Molecule: messenger RNA, 1218 nt
Organism: Colletotrichum graminicola M1.001
Lineage: Eukaryota; Fungi; Ascomycota; Sordariomycetes; Glomerellales; Glomerellaceae
Product: alpha-galactosidase
Exons: 4
Coding region: 1-1218 (405 amino acids)
Biological process (GO): carbohydrate metabolic process
Molecular function (GO): hydrolase activity, hydrolyzing O-glycosyl compounds
Source: RefSeq, a predicted model, not a curated record